Molecule: messenger RNA, 983 nt
Organism: Hippocampus zosterae (dwarf seahorse)
Lineage: Eukaryota; Metazoa; Chordata; Actinopteri; Syngnathiformes; Syngnathidae
Exons: 3
Coding region: 1-714 (237 amino acids)
Molecular function (GO): methyltransferase activity; 2-oxoglutarate-dependent dioxygenase activity
Source: RefSeq, a predicted model, not a curated record
AUGUGGUGCUCCACACUGUGCUUAGCCACAGCUGUGGAGAUUGCCGGCUUGGUAAGCACCUCGGACUUCAGACAUGACACUCCAAACUGCCACCUUCAGAAGUUCUCCGAUGACUCUGCGAUUGUUGGCCUCAUUACAGAAGGGGAUGAUCGGGAGUACAGGGGACUGACAAAGGACUUUGUGGACUGGUGCCAGCAGAAUCUCCUCCAGAUCAACCCGAGGAAAACUAAGGAGUUGGUUGUGGAUUUCUGCAAGAAAAAGUCCUCACCAACACCGAUGAACAUCCAGGGUAUGGACAUAGAGAGGGUGACCUCCUACAAGUACCUUGGUGUUCUUCUGAACGACAAACUGGACUGGUCUACAAACACGGACACCCUGAUUAGGAAAGGACAGAGCCGACUCUUCCUACUCAGGAAACUGAGGUCUUUUGGGGUUCAGGGGUCACUCCUUAAGACGUUCUAUAACUCGGUGGUGGCCUCGGCCAUCUAUUAUGGCAUUGUCUGCUGGUCAGGCAGCAUCUCGGCCCGGGACAGAAAGAGACUGGAGCGACUGGUCAGGAAGGCCAGUUCUGUCCUGGGUUGCUCCCUUGACACUCUGGAGGAGGUGGGCAACAGAAGGAUGCUAACUAAGCUAAAAGCUAUGAUGGCCAGUCCCUCCCACCCCCUCCAGCCCGCCCUGACAGCACUUGGUAGCUCCUUCAGCCAGAGACUGUAACACCCGCACUGCAAGAAGGAGAGAUACCGACGCUCUUUCCUACCGACUGCUGUCAGGCUGCUGAAUAAAAAUAACAAUAAUAAUAAUAAUAGUUAAAUGAUGUGAUGUGUGUGAUGUGAAAAACAAUUGUAAAUAGCACUGCGAUUUAUCCAUUUUGUAUUUAUAUUGCACUUAAUUGAAUGGUGUUUGUUUGUUUUUUCUUCUUUAUACCCACAUUCUUGCUGCUGGACACUUUAAAUUUCCCCAGUGUGGGACAAAUAAAGGAUAUC